GAUGCCGGGGGGCCCGGCGCGGCGGGGCGCGCCCGCGGGGCCAUGAGGGCGGGCUCCGGCCAUGGCCCAUGGCAGCGCGGCGUUCAUGCUGAAGUGCGUGGUGGUGGGGGACGGCGCCGUGGGCAAGACGUGCCUGCUGAUGAGCUACGCCAACGACGCCUUCCCCGAGGAGUACGUGCCCACCGUCUUCGACCACUACGCAGUCAGCGUUACCGUCGGGGGCAAGCAGUACCUCCUGGGGUUGUACGACACCGCCGGCCAGGAAGACUAUGAUCGUCUGAGACCUUUAUCUUAUCCUAUGACCGAUGUCUUCCUUAUCUGCUUCUCAGUGGUAAACCCUGCUUCAUUUCAAAAUGUGAAGGAAGAGUGGGUACCGGAGUUGAAGGAAUAUGCACCUAAUGUUCCCUUUUUACUAGUAGGAACACAGAUUGAUCUUCGUGAUGACCCAAAAACUCUGGCAAGACUGAAUGAUAUGAAAGAGAAGCCAGUAUCUGUGGAGCAAGGACAGAAAUUAGCAAAAGAGAUAGGAGCCUACUGCUAUGUGGAGUGUUCAGCUUUAACACAGAAAGGACUGAAGACCGUUUUUGAUGAAGCUAUUUUAGCCAUUCUAACUCCAAAGAAACACACAGUAAAGAAGAGAAUAGGCUCAAGAUGCAUAAACUGUUGUUUGAUCACGUGAGAGACAUUUGACAACGGCCAAGCUUACUGUGAAAUUCUACUGAAUUUAAAUACAAUGCAUCAAGUACGCAGUGGACUUGUUACAGGUUUGAAAGCUAAAACUACAAUUCUGCCUUCUAUAACCAGUGAACUCCAGAGGAAUAACAUCAAAUUCAAUUUGUAAUAAGUCACCACAUCUGUUAACAAAUAUUUUAUUCAGACUGGAAGGUACAAUCUCAGGGUUACACAGUCUAGAGGAAGCAAAAACCGCACCAUGCUGAAACAGCAUCUAUGUGAUUUUACUGAGUGGAGAUGCUUGGCCUGGAAUACUGUAAAUUGAUUGGAGUAUCUUCUGCUUUGACUAUAUAUAUAUAUAUAUAUACACACACAUAUAUAUUAAACCCCCCAAACUUUUGCACAGUCUCUAUAGAAUCUGCACAAAGAAAUACCUUGUUUCUCUUUGCUCCAGUUAUCUGCUUUUGUAUGUAAGCUGCUUCCGGUUCCAGUGUAUCCACAGAGGUGCAAUAAUCAGACCAGCCAUAUAGCCAAAGGUAGCUCCAAGGGAACAGGAAAUGGGCCAUACCUGAGGGGAGAGCAGACAAUGAGGAAAAUGGUGGUGGUUUUUACACUUCAUGAGCACAAGUUGUCAGUGUGCCCUAGGUACCAAAAGACAGUACACUGCAAGUCUAAUCUAAAUCCUGACGCGCUCAACCCAAAACGCCCAAAGUGUAACAAUCACCUUCAUGAACACUAAAUGCUGCUGUACUGGUUUUAAUAUGCAUUAAAAUGUAACCAGACUUCUGGCUACUGCAGACUUUGGUUCAAUAUUCCUAAAACUAUCUGCAAAACCUCCUAAGUAUUUCCAUCCCCUGAGGUGUUCAGCUAACCUGACUUCCCGUUCUGCUGCACACAUGUGGAAGUGUACGGAUCUCUUGGUGAUAGAUCCUUCCCAGCGCUUAAGGUACUCUUAAACUUUCAGAAGUGUGUGUAACUGAACUAAAUUCAGCAAAGGGCAGAGACUGAGAUGGACAGAGGGGGUUUCUCCCUUUUUUAUUUUGUUUUGAAAAGCAGGCAGAGAAAUGAAUUUCCCUCUGGUUGGCACUAGGGAGAGAAGAUAAAUUUGGAAGCUGACUGAACAUCUUGCACCCAGUUCAGUAAACACAUAGUAAGCCAUCUAAGUUAAAGAUAGCUUUAAUUAUAAGCUCUAUUUCCUAGUAUAAGGAACAGGGAACUGACUCAAUACAGCUGACCCACUUUCACAAACCAUCUAGUACCGAGGCACAGAAGUAAUGGGACUCUCCCUCCACCCCUUUUUAUUUUUAAAUUGGUGUUGAUUUGCAGGGAGGAGUGGCCAAAACCAAACUUCCCUAGACUGUCUUCAGAUGUAGCUUUUAUUAUCAGUCAGCUACACACUGUGCUUGAUGAAAGUCUCAACUAAGUUGAUGAUUAAAAUAUUUACUGUAGAAUACACUAAAUUCCCAUUCCACUUCAACCUUCUCCUUUGCAUAUUUUCUUGGCAAGGACAGUUUUGCCCUUCCUGCCAUGUAGUGCAUUUCCACCUUCUAUAGUACUUGAGACUGAGAAAUGCACUAGAAGCUAGAGAAAACACUCACUUCUUUUCUACUUCAUUUUGACUUGCAACUCAAUCAUAGCACAUUAAGGUAAUGGUACUGGUUCCUCUUUUCAUUAAUCUUCCUAUCUCUUGAUUCUUCUCUGCAUUAUUACUUGGAAAAAUACAUUUAUUCACAUCCUUUGACCAUGGGAAUUUUAGGUAGGAAUAACAGUAAUGUAUUUUAUCUUUUGCUAUUUCAUCUUCACAUUCCUCAGCAUUUGCAGUUUCAUAUAUGAUUUGGAGGUCUUAAGGAGUGUAGCAAAGAUGACUAUAAACAAGGUGCCUUAGGUACUCUUUAUUGACCUUGUUUCAUUCUUCCAUUUCCAGAAAUUCUGUCUCUGCUGCUUGUUUUAGUUGCUGAAUAUUUUUGCUGUUGCCUCUCAAACCAAAGACUUGCUUGUUUUCAUUCACUGAACAGUGGUGGUGUUGAUCUUACAUAAAGAGCCUUGAGAUCCUUUGGCAUGGUAAGAUAUUAUAUAUAUUUAAAACUCAUGUGAGUUUGUGGCCUUGGCUAAACUUACACUUCAGGUGGAUCUUUUCAACUUUUAAAUGAAAUGUAAUUAAGUUACUUCUAAUGUUUUGCAUAUUAUGUGUCACAAAGCAAAAUCCCUGCAGCCUCUGCCACUCACUCAGCAAUGGUGGGUUGGAACAGGAGUCAUACUUUCUUACCCACUGAUAAAGUGAAAUACCACUCCAGUAUGUACAGAACUAUGGACAGAGGCUCCAUAACUCAGUGGCCUUUUACAUCAAAUUCUCUUGCGUGAUCAAUGAUCCUUCAUUACAUUUUACCUACAUUAGGUGAACCUGUAGUUGCCUGAUUGCUUUCCAGAAGCAUAGGUAGAUGUUGGACUUGGAAUUGUUCCUCUUUCCUUUACAGACAAUAUCCCCGAUGCCACUCUGACUGUAUCUUUUACUAUUCUGUGUAUAGUGAGUACUUGUUGGUAUGAUUAAAAGGAUCUCUGAUGAUUGUUGUAGCUUCUUUUCCCUGACUGAACUGCCACAUUAUCUUUUCAAGUCACGUUAACUUUUAACAGUAAUGAUGCCUCUGUUUGUCUUCUAAAACACUGAAUUUUUGCUUUGCUUUUUAAAAAUUAGUGUCACUUUGCAGAAGUUUCAGGCAGUCUCGCUUACUGACACAAGUCUCUGACCUCUGAAAUCCAACCCUCACCAAUAGCAGCUGGCAGAGUAGGUGGCAAAGGCAAGAAACCACAUAAUAUUGCCUCACUGUCUAUGAGUGAGACCGAAAAGACAGUUCCCCUCAUCCCUUCUAGUGUCACAGAACAGAAGGGUACUAGGCCAGGCACUCAUGCUGGUCAGCCAGUCUAAGCAGUUCUGAAGGCAGUUUGAUUGUCCAUCUGAAAACUCCCUAAGCACAGGAGUUAAACACUUGGAUUUAGAAGCAUUGCUAAUCUUAUGCUAUCUUCUGUAAUCUUCAAGGCAGGGCAAGAACCUCCUAAUGAACAGGUAACGAUACUAGUUCUGCACCUUUUAUUCUUGACCACUGGCCUUUUGGCUACAUAUAGCUAGAUGCACCUAUGGGUCUAUUUAAAGUGACAAGCUACUGAAGGCAGAUUGCAGUGUGUCUCUUAAGCAUGUCAGCUAAACUAACAGACCCUGCAUAUGUUUUUUUUCUGUCUAUGAAAGUGGGUAGCUUUAUUUCGCAUUAGCAGCUGACCUAAUUUCUCUGAGACCCCAUCACAUUCUACUGGACCUUAUGAAGUGAAUUUGGCUUGCUGGAUCAGUCUGCUUUUGCCCUGUCUUUCAUAUUAUCUCUCAAACUUGAUUCACCUUCCCUGACUUAGUAUGAAGUGCCUCUAUGUGAUAAAAAUCCAAGCAGCUAAUAUGUGUCUGCCUGUUGCAAGACACUCCAUUCUCUUCAAAAACUUGCAACACACCCCUCUUAUUCCCUGGCAACUAUUCAGAUCAGUUUUUCCUACUCUGUGCCCCCUUCUGUUUUAGGGUAGCUGACAUACUCUACCCCAGUACUGAUAUCACAUCCAGGCUAGGUCAGCAGCAGGGGAUUAAGAUGUUAGGUAAUGUUGCCUAACUGCACUUUUUUUGAGGGGAAGGAAGGUUGAUCUGGAGAGAGCAGUGUGAGGAGCACAGGAUACAGGACAGUUCAGGAAACCAUCGUGCAGUGUCUUGGCUGUUCAGCAGCUAGAAAGCAUCAGCUACCAUCCUCACAGCCUAAUAGAGUCAGUUUACUUACCAAAUGCAUGUGCGAAAGGGGCAAUUUUAACAACCUGUGUAUGAGUCCUAGGAAUCUGAACAGCAGCUUGGCAAAAGCAGAUCUCCAUCUACAUGCUUAACAAGCACAAAAAUGGCAUUUUAAAGGACAAGGCAUGAGCCAGUGGAUAAUACAAAGUAAUCCUGACCUGCAAUUUGUUUAUAUAAAUUUUCUUUUUACCUAUUCAUCUGGCAACAGUAAUAGGACUUAGCAGAGAUUUCUCUAGGAUGGCUAGACACUGCAGAACUGCAAGGUUUCUAGUAUGUAGUAGAACUCAUUUUAAGAAAAAGGACUCAAACUAGGGAUUUUCAGCCUUUCAGGACACAGACAGCUGGUUUCCUCAGCACUCUUGAGAACACUUACAAACUUAGGUGAGAAUGCUUAGCAUAUUGCAUGGAAAAGCAGAGCACAUUGCAGGAUCCCAGCAAGGUAUCUAGCUCUGCUGUACUAUGCAUGUAGCUAGUUAAACCAGAAUUAUGACUGCAUGACAAUUUUGUCAUCUAUUACAAGUUUCUAACUCGCAUCCCAUGCAGUGGCAAUUAUGUAGACAUUGAUAAAGAUAUUAAGGCCAGAUUCUUAACAGGCCAGAGCAGCAACACCCUAAUGUUUUUGAAAAUACUAUAAAGUGAGCAGCUGGCUGAUGGAACUUUAAUUAUACAAAUGCAAACAGAGUGGGUCCAUCUGCUGUACUUAAGUUUCUUAUUUUGUUGUUUGGGUUGGGUUUUUUUCCUUCAUUAGGAAACUGAUCUCAUUCUUUAGGUGAGUGCUUUUUCUCCCAUACCUGAACUAACUUUUUUGGUAUGCUUACUAUUUCAAAAGAUUAAUUUCUGACUGUCAAUGAGAAAGCUAUGUGAUGGUUUUUUUGUUUCAUCUUAAAACUGAAUAAAUGAGCACAAUUACUUUCUCCUUCUAACAUGCCUUAAAUUCCUGAUUGUUUAGUCUGUACUGCAUAAAAAAUUUCAGUACAUGCCUUUUAAUCUGUUUAGGUUGCAUGUACAUGUUAACUGAAAGUGUCUUAACACAUUGUACAGAAUGUGUGUGUUGACAAGCACAUGCAAAGGAAAAGAAAGUGUGAGGUGGUUUUUCAGGCUGGUAUUUGUUACUAGAGGUUGGUUUUGUGGAUCUGAUUUCUGAAGUUACAGCAAGCUUAACUGCUUUUUAUCUCACCAUCAACGUUUACAUUAAGGUAACAUUAAAUAAACAAUGAUAACCGGA
Molecule: messenger RNA, 5711 nt
Organism: Pogoniulus pusillus (Red-fronted tinkerbird)
Lineage: Eukaryota; Metazoa; Chordata; Aves; Piciformes; Lybiidae
Gene: RHOQ
Product: ras homolog family member Q
Exons: 5
Coding region: 62-679 (205 amino acids)
Biological process (GO): small GTPase-mediated signal transduction; establishment or maintenance of cell polarity; endocytosis
Molecular function (GO): GTPase activity; protein kinase binding; GTP binding
Source: RefSeq, a predicted model, not a curated record